AUGCAAGAAACAGAGAGGCACACCUUCAUCACACUUUACACUGAAAUAAAUGGACAGACGGUUGCAGGAUUCCCAGAUAUUUCUGCUGUAACUACACUGGAUGGACAGCAGAUUGAUUAUUAUGACAGUGAGAUAAAGAAGCUGAUUCCCAAACAGGACUGGAUGAAGGAGUUUGCAUCUGAAGACAGAUUUAAAGAAUACACUGAGUUCAGAGAACGAGUGCAGCAGACCAACAAAAUCAACAUUCGUUUUAUAAUGGAGCGAUUCAAUCAGUCACAUGGUGUUCAUGUGUAUCAGAGGAUGUAUGGAUGUGAUUGGGAUGAUGAGACUGGAGAAUCACGUGGGUUUGAUCAGCACGGUUAUGAUGGACAGGAUUUCAUCUUUCUAGACAUGAAGGAGUUCAGAUACGUCACACCUGUACUGCAGGGAAUAAUCACAAUGCAGAAGUGGAACAACGACAGAGAACAACUUGAAUUACUGAAACAAUACUACGAAUACGAAUGUGUUGAGUGGUUAAAAUAUUUCUUGACGUCAAGGAAAGCGGGUUUAGAGAGAAGAGCUGCUGUAGUGUCUCUGUUACAGUGGAGUUCCUCCUCUCCAGUAGUGUGUCAUGCCACAGGUUUCUACCCAUCAGCAGUGACUAUCACCUGGUUAAAAAAUGGAGAAGAUCAUGAUGAGGACAUGGAUCUUGGAGAGAUACUGCCAAAUGAGGAUGGGACCUUCCAGAAGACAUCUAUCCUCAAUGUUCCUCCAGACGACUGGAAGAAGCACCAGUAUGUUUGUGUGGUGGAGCACGAGACAGGGACCAUCCGGAAGAUUCUGACUGAGGACGAGAUUAAGAGUAACAACAGCGAGUAA
Molecule: messenger RNA, 858 nt
Organism: Sinocyclocheilus rhinocerous
Lineage: Eukaryota; Metazoa; Chordata; Actinopteri; Cypriniformes; Cyprinidae
Product: major histocompatibility complex class I-related gene protein-like
Exons: 4
Coding region: 1-858 (285 amino acids)
Biological process (GO): immune response
Cellular component (GO): external side of plasma membrane
Source: RefSeq, a predicted model, not a curated record